CACGCUUGGAUCCGCAGGGCCAUCAAUCAUCCCUCCCCACCUCAUCCGAUCCUAAUACUACCUAGGUCUCAAAUAAUAUCAAUAGGUACCUACCUGUUUAGGUUACAUCUGUAGGCAGGCAUAUACCUACCUAAUGGAAUAUCAAGGCUGGUUUUUUUCUUUUUCAUUAUUGUAGCAUGUCAUUCAAGGCACCUAGUAUGGGAUCGGAAAGUCUCUCCCGGACACCCUUUCCGAAAUCUCAAACCAAAACUAGGCCGCGCAUCAUGUGGGUUUUUGGUAUUUUAGCCAUCGUACUCUGGGCCGUUCGGGGUUACGCUUGGGAUGCUGGAGGAACACAAAAGAAAGUUGCUGAGGAUGCCAAGACAUCCUUGCAGGAUAUUGUCACUUGGGAUAGUCAUUCGUUAUAUGUGAAGGGAGAAAGAGUUAUGAUUAUGAGCGGCGAAUUUCAUCCGUGGAGGCUUCCCGUCCCAUCCUUAUGGCUUGAUAUUUUCCAAAAAGUUAAGGCGUUGGGAUUUAACUGCAUCUCUUUUUACAGUAACUGGGCUCUUUUGGAAGGUAAACAAGGGAAUUUCUCAGCACAAGGUGUAUUUUCCUACGAGCCAUUCUUCGAGGCUGCAACUCAAGCUGGCAUCUAUCUCAUAGCACGACCAGGGCCUUAUAUAAAUGCCGAGGUAAGCUUCGGUGGGUUUCCUGGAUGGCUUCAACGCAUCAAGGGGCAGCUAAGGACAUCAGAUAAGGACUCCUUGGCGGCUACGGACAAUUAUAUUUCCCAAAUUGGCGCCAUUAUUGCGAAAGCCCAAAUCACGAACGGUGGCCCUGUGAUACUAUAUCAACCAGAGAAUGAAUAUACAGUUGGCGUCUCUAUCCCAUUCCCCAACGGCAAAUACAUGCAAUACGUGGAGGAUCAGGCGCGGAACGCAGGAAUUGUCGUACCUCUCAUUAGCAACGAUGCAGCGCCACUGGGCACUAACGCUCCUGGUACAGGGUUAGGUGCCGUGGAUAUCUACGGACACGAUGCUUAUCCAGUUAUGUUUGACUGUGGAAAUCCUUCUACCUGGCCGCCAUUGGCAUUAUCAGGAGUCUAUCACCAGACGCACGAGUUGCAGAGUCCAUCCACCCCUUUCUCACUCUUAGAGUUCCAAGGCGGCGCCUACGACCCUUGGGGAGGACCGGGAUUCAACAAUUGUGCAGCGUUUAUCAACCAUGAAUUCGAGCGCGUCUUCUUCAAGAACAAUUUUGCCGCAGGGGCAACUAUCCACAACAUAUACAUGAUUUUCGGGGGGACCAAUUGGGGCAACAUUGGACAUCCGGGAGGGUAUACAUCCUACGACUAUGGGGCGGCCAUAUCGGAAGAUCGAUCGCUUACGAGAGAGAAAUACUCGGAAUUGAAGCUACAGGCCCAAUGGUUGAAAGUGUCGCCGGAUUACCUGACUGCAGAGCCUGGGCCUGCUCUGGUGUGGACGUAUGCUAACAACGCUGCCGUCACGGUAACUCGACUGGCUGGAAAUAGUUCAGCUGGCAGUGGGUCAUUCUUCGUCGUCCGUCAUAGUGAUUAUACCAGCACUACUUCCGAUAAUUAUACGAUGAAGCUCCCAACAUCACAAGGGGACAUAUCAGUUCCUGCGUUGUUUGAUGACCUCACCCUCCAUGGCAGAGAUUCGAAGAUCAUAGUCACCGAUUAUGAUGUUAAGGGGAUUAAACUUCUAUAUUCUACUGCCGAAAUCCUAACACACCAGAAAUUCGGACACAUGACUGUCCUUGUCGUGUAUAGCGGAGCGAGUGAAAUGAACGAGCUUGCCGUGCAAAUUAAAAGCACCACUCCAGUUAUAUCGGAUGAUUCUGUAAAAGUGAACAGGACAAAGCAGCUUGUUACUUUAGCCUGGCCUACUCCAGAGACAAGGACUGUUGUUCAGAUCGAUAAUUUUCACAUUUAUAUUCUAGAUCGAAAUUCAGCUUACAAUUAUUGGGUACCCGAGAUCAACAAGUCCUCAUCACUGAUUGUCAGUGGGCCAUAUCUCGUCAGAUCUGCCUCUUUCGACAAUGGCGCGCUGUCACUAUCUGCGGACUUUAAUAGAUCAACGGUGGUCGAAGUUGUCGGCGCCCCUCACAAUACCGCCGUUCUCAAGAUUAACGGAAAGGCGACCGAAUUCAAGAAGGAGGAAGGAAGAAUCGUAGCCAAUGUUCCAUUAUCAGCUCCCUUGCUCGACAUACCUGCUCUAUCUAGGUUAUCCUGGACAUACAUCGACUCCCUCCCGGAGAUAAAAGCGUACUAUGACGAUUCCACUUGGUUGGCGGCAGAUCAUAAGUCAACGAAUAAUUCCUACCAGACUAUGCAUACGCCUACCUCACUCUUCGCUGGUGAUUACGGUUUCAACGCUGGAGUGCUACUUUUCAGGGGCCAUUUUACCGCCAAGGGUACCGAGAAGUCUUUUAAAAUCAAGACCCAGGGUGGCACUGCCUACGGCCACUCAAUCUGGCUCAACGACACCUUUCUAGGGUCAUGGAUCGGCAGCCCUAGUGCUUCGAACUACGAGGCAACCUAUGAGCUUCCAAGUCUUGUGCUAGGAGCGCCGUACGUCUUCACAGUCGUAAUUGACCACAUGGGACUGGACGGCAAUUACGUCCCCGGUAUCGACACCGGUAAAGCGCCCCGCGGGAUCCUCAGCUACCGCCUCUCCAGUUCGAUAUUCGAUAGCACUCCUAUAACGUGGAAACUCACUGGUAAUCUCGGGGGCGAAGGCUACAUCGAUCACACCCGGGGUCCCCUGAAUGAAGGCGGUCUCUAUGCUGAACGACAGGGCUACCACCUUCCGCGGCCUCCUAAUGAGGCCUUUACGCCAGGGCCACCGUUCUCAGCACCGAGAAAACCAGGGGUAUUCUUCUAUACAGCGCCGCUCUUGCUCGAUCUUCCGUCCACUACAUACGACAUCCCGCUCUAUUUUUCCUUCCGAAACGUCGCUGGUGGGGCCGUGCGCAUCCAGCUAUACGUGAACGGGUGGCAGUUCGGCAAGUACGUGGGGCAUAUCGGUCCUCAGACCCAAUUCCCAGUUCCGGAGGGGAUCCUGAACUAUAACGGCGAGAAUUGGAUUGGGCUGGCAAUAUGGCGCAUGGAAGAGAGCAGCGACGUGCCUGUGCUUGAUUUUAGGCUCGAGGCUGGCGAGCCAGUUCUGACUGGGCGCGAUCCUGUGAUCUUGGUUGAGAGUCCGGCGUGGUCAAGGCGCCAGGGUGCUUAUUGAUCUUGGCAGUUUACUCAACUCUCAAGGUUUUGAAAUUGUGCAGCGUGCUUUCUGUUAGGUAGUUGAAUGUCAUUCUUAUUAAAGCAUGCCAUAUUCUACGCUAUACUACAUCCUGCCUGGUGUUGAACUGGCUUCUGUUAUCCUGUU
This is a messenger RNA of Daldinia caldariorum, 3383 nucleotides long. Its product is annotated as glycoside hydrolase family 35 protein. Gene Ontology annotation, cellular component: vacuole. Gene Ontology annotation, molecular function: beta-galactosidase activity. Gene Ontology annotation, biological process: carbohydrate metabolic process. The transcript has 9 exons. The record is from RefSeq and is a predicted model, not a curated record. The coding region runs from base 177 to 3236 and encodes 1019 amino acids. Lineage: Eukaryota; Fungi; Ascomycota; Sordariomycetes; Xylariales; Hypoxylaceae.